AUGGCUGGCGACCACAUUGGUCCGUGGAGGACGGCCGCGCAAGGCCACCUAACAGUCGAUGCGAACGGAGACGCCAAAACAGACUAUUCUCGCUGGCGAUUACUUGAUGAUCGUGGCCGCCAGACAUGGCACUAUCUAGAGUCCGACGAAGAGAACGAAAAAUGGCCCCAGUCCGUGGCUGAUAAGUAUUUCUUGGGUCUUCCCACGGGACUCCCAGAGCUUCCAGCUCCGAAGACCCCUCUCCAAAGUGCAGAGAACGGACUGGAAUUCUUCUCCAAGCUGCAGCUUCCACCGGGAAAUUGGGCCUGCGAAUAUGGCGGUCCCAUGUUCUUGCUUCCGGGGCUUGCCAUUACUUACUACGUGACCAACACCCCGAUUCCCCCGGAGUAUGCGACUGAGAUCAAGAGGUAUCUUUUUGCGCGUCAGCACCCGGAAGAUGGCGGCUGGGGUCUUCAUAUCGAGGCCCAUAGCUCCGUCUUUGGUACAUGCAUGAACUACGUCACUCUUCGGUUGGUCGGCGUGAGUGAGGACGAUCCCCGCAUGAUCAAGGCCCGUGGACUGUUGCACAAGUUUGGCGGUGCCUUGUACGGACCUCACUGGGCGAAGUUCUGGCUCUCUGUUCUCGGCGUUAUGGAUUGGGACUGCGUCAACCCCGUCCCCCCGGAAAUCUGGCUUCUUCCAGACUGGGUUCCCUUUGCUCCUUGGAGGUGGUGGAUCCACAUGCGUCAGGUGUUUUUGCCCAUGUCGUACCUGUGGUCCAAAAAGUUUACCCAUCCCCUGGACCCGCUCACCAAGCAGCUCCGACAGGAACUGUACACUCAACCUUAUGAUUCGAUUGACUUUAGGAGCCAUCGCAAUUCGAUCCACGAAGCCGACAAUUACUAUCCGAAGACCUGGCUUCUCAACGCCAUCAACUCCCUUUUAGUAAACGUCUGGAAUCCAUACCUGCGUUUACCUGUGGUGGUGCGCCGCGCCGAAGCCUGGACGUGGGAGCUAAUCCGGAUGGAAGAUGAAAACACUGACUAUGCUGGUCUUGGUCCAGUGAGCAACCCGAUGAACAUGAUCGCCUGCUAUGUUCACGACGGACCGGACAGCUACUCCGUUCGCCGCCACCGUGAGCGUCUGAACGACUAUAUGUGGAUGAAGAAUGAGGGUAUGUUGAUGAACGGUACCAAUGGUGUCCAGGUCUGGGAUACUGCGUUCAUCACCCAAUCUAUUGUGGUCGCGGGCUUUGCGGACGACCCGAAAUGGCGUCCGAUGCUUACCAAGGCGCUGGAAUUUCUUGAGGACCACCAGAUGCGCGAGAAUGUACCCGACCAGGAAAAGUGCUACCGUCAGCACCGAAAGGGUGCGUGGCCCUUCAGCACCAAGACCCAAGGCUACACAGUCAGUGAUUGCACAGCCGAAGGAUUGCGGUCUACCAUUCAAUUGCAAGACAUGCACAACUUCCCGAGGUUGCUCUCCGCAGAGCGGCUCAAGGAUAGCGUGGAUUGCCUGCUGCUUAUGCAGAAUCCGUCUGGUGGAUUCACCGAGUACGAAACUACCCGGGGCUCCCCGAAGAUUGAAUGGCUCAACGCGGCAGAAGUGUUUGGUGGAAUCAUGAUCGGCUAUGACUAUCCCGAGUGCACGACUGCCUCUGUGACCGCCCUGUCACUCUUUAGCAAGUACUACCCAGAUUACCGUGCUGAUGAGAUCCGGGCGGCGCAAGAAAAGGCCGUGAGGUAUAUCAAGCGGGUGCAGAGACCCGACGGCAGCUGGUACGGAUCAUGGGGCAUUUGCUUUACGUACGCCGCCAUGUUUGCACUGGAGAGUCUGGCGAGCAUUGGGGAAACCUACCAGACUAGCGAUUACUCUCGUCGCGGGUGUGAAUUCCUCCUCUCCAAGCAGAAGGAGGACGGCGGAUGGGGUGAGUCCUACCUCAGCAGCGAGCGGCAUGUAUAUGUGCAGCAUGAGAUGUCUCAAGUCGUCCAGACUGCGUGGGCGUGUCUUGCCCUGAUGGAGGCGGGAUAUCCUCACAAGGAACCCCUCCGCAAGGCCAUGAAGUUGAUGAUGUCCCGGCAACAAGCCAAUGGCGAGUGGUUGCAGGAGGCUAUUGAGGGAGUCUUUAACCAGUCUUGCAUGAUUUCAUACCCUAAUUACAAGCUCUAUUGGCCGAUUCGCGCUCUGGGGCUUUACAGCAAGAAGUUUGGCAACGAAGAGUUAUUUUAA
Aspergillus terreus NIH2624 is the source of this 2208-nucleotide messenger RNA. RefSeq names its product terpene cyclase/mutase family protein. Gene Ontology annotation, cellular component: lipid droplet. The record is from RefSeq and is a predicted model, not a curated record. The transcript is spliced from 4 exons. Lineage: Eukaryota; Fungi; Ascomycota; Eurotiomycetes; Eurotiales; Aspergillaceae. Gene Ontology annotation, molecular function: lanosterol synthase activity. Gene Ontology annotation, biological process: triterpenoid biosynthetic process; ergosterol biosynthetic process. Bases 1 to 2208 code for a protein of 735 amino acids.